Trifolium pratense (red clover) is the source of this 6447-nucleotide messenger RNA. Its product is annotated as histone-lysine N-methyltransferase ATXR7. The record is from RefSeq and is a predicted model, not a curated record. Bases 233 to 3808 code for a protein of 1191 amino acids. NCBI's taxonomy places the organism in Eukaryota, Viridiplantae, Streptophyta, Magnoliopsida, Fabales, Fabaceae. Gene Ontology annotation, cellular component: Set1C/COMPASS complex. The transcript has 21 exons. Gene Ontology annotation, molecular function: histone H3K4 methyltransferase activity; protein binding.
AGAUCCAAACAAAGCAAUUCAACUGGAGUGAGGUAGCAAAGAAGUGUGAAAGGAGUGUUUAAGAUAUAAUAGUGCCUCAAUUGUGUCAUCAAGGAGCAAUUCAACUGGAACAAGCAAUAAGUGUGAAAGGAGUGAGUAUAUAAGAUAUAGUGCCUCAAUUGUGCCAUGAAGGAGUACUGGUGAUAUUCUCUCUUGCGGCAAUAUUUUUGAUAAAGUUGAUCCAAAUUCUGGAAUGGAGAUGAGUUGCCCAUUAAAUGUUAAUAGCAACAUUCCCGUGUGCUCUACUAGCACAGUUAAUACUUCACACUCACACCAGAGUUUCUGUGGCUUUGUGCAACAGCCUUCUUUUGUGAGUGGAUGGAUGUAUGUGAAUGAACAGGGACAAAUGUGCGGUCCCUAUAUUAAGGAGCAGUUAUAUGAGGGCCUAACUACAGGUUUCUUGCCAUUUGAGCUUCCUGUGUAUCCUGUGAUCAAUGGUACAAUAAUGAGCCCUGUACCAUUGAAUUAUUUCAAACAGUAUCCUGACCAUGUUUCCACUGGAUUUGUGUAUCUAAGUAUGGAUUUAUCAGACACAAGGAUGUCUACAAAUUACCCCUCUUCUUCUCAGGAUAUGCCUGCUAACCCUGAUUCAAAGUCUGUUUCACAGUCACAUGUCAAUGACUGCAAUAAGGAAUCCAAUCACAUGAAUUUAAACUCUGAGGCAUUCAGCAAGAUAAUUUCUUGUCAGAUGUUGGGAGGAGAAUGCUGUUGGCUUUAUGAAGAUAAAAAGGGUAUGAAACAUGGCCCACAUUCCAUUUCUGAAUUGAUUUCCUGGCACCACCAUGGAUAUCUUGAAGAUUCAACAGUGGUCUCUCAUUUUGACAAUAAAUAUGGAACCUUUGUGUUGCUGUCUGCUGUAAAUGCAUUGAAAGGAGAUACAUCUGGAACCAUCUGUGGACCAGAUUCCAAAAGCAACGGAGUUGGUGAUGUGAUGAACUUAAUUUAUGAAAUAUCUGAAGACAUUUCUUCUCAAUUGCACAUGGGUGUAAUGAAAGCUUCCCGUAGAGUUAUGCUAGAUGGGAUUAUUGGCGACAUCAUUGCAGAAUUUGUUACUGAAAAGAAAAGCAAGAAGCACAAGCUUGAGUCUGCUGAUCGAACUUAUGAAACUUGCAUGUUGGACAAUAAAAUGAUGAAUAAAGGUACUUCCAUUCCAAGUGAGCCUGAACCUUCCCAUAUUUUGGACGGCCAGGCUUGUCAUGAAAUUUCCAAACUGUCUUCAACGAGUCUUAAGUCAGUUGGAAGCAUUGAAAAUUUCUGGUGGUCAUAUGCUGCUGUUCGUAAAGUACUUUUUGAUCACUGCAUGCAAAAAGCGUGGAAUGACGUGUUUUUUGACACGGUAUCAGAGUACUUUUUGUCCUGGAGGAAGAGAAAACUUUGGUCUCAUCCUAAGCUUCAGUCAUCUGUUAAUGAAUCUAAAGAUUAUGUUGAAAAGAUUAAAUCAAAAGCUUUGGUUCUCAGGCCAGGUUCCUCUGUAUGCAAUGUUGAUGCUAAUAUCCAGUCUGGAGUGAUGGCGACAGAAAUAGAUGGUCAUCCUGAGUUAUUUGUAUCUCCUAAUAACCUCAAAAGUGAAAAUAUAGCAGAAGGUCAAAGAAUUUCAUGCAGUUAUCCUAACUCUAAAGAUUUGACAUGCAUUCUUGAAAGUGUGCAGAACGAGCUUCACUUCUCUGCAAAGGUGUCUUUAGCUGAUUAUGUUCGAAGUGUUGUUGAAAAGGAAGUAAGCCAAUUAAUUCCUUCCCUAGAAAAAGACAAAUUUAGUGAGUUGCAGGUUGAUGUUAGUGACUGCCGUAUCUCAGAGAUGCUUACCGGUAAAACAUUUGUUAAAGAAAUUCUAAAUGAUAAGUCCAUCGAUCCUGUGAAAAAUGGAGACUCAAUUUGUGUGCCUUCAUCUGGAAACCACAUGUCUAAUGUAUUCUCAAAAGCAUUUCAAGAAUUGUGUGGACAUUCAAAUGAUGUGGCUGAUGAAGAGGAGAUUGGUGACCUACCACCUGGAUUCGAGAAGAACUCUCAAACAAUAUUCCCACACUGCAAUUCAAAAUUUCGACCUUCAAGAUUAGUUGAAUGUAAUCCUAAGAUUACAGAAUAUGUUGCAGCUGCAUUGUGCAGACAGAAGCUGCAUGAUGAAGUUCUAGAAGAGUGGAAGUUUUCAAUUCUCGAUUCUACCAUAAAGAAAAAAUUUCAGUCUCGUGGUCAUGAGAAGCGGAAGUCAUUCAAUUCAAGCAAGGAGCAUUUGAAUGAUGCUACUUCUGUACUGGGAAAAGUGAAGGAAGGAACAAAAAGUUCCAGAGUUCCGCUGGCGACCGGAAAGCAUACAUAUCACCGUAAGAAGCUGUCACGGAAAGAGUUAUGCUCCUUUCAGCCAGUUGUAGAAGAUAAUUCAGGGCCAGGGAAGCAGCCUCUGGCUAAGUUAAGGAAACAUGUUUCUGGAGAUGUGAAGGAGAGUGCAGAAGUUAAAAUAACCGCUAUUAAAAGUGGAAAGGCUAAGAUGAUUAAAGGGAAGAAGGAUACAUCCUCUAAGAGCAGGUCUUCUGUCAAUGUAGAUAAUAGCUCACCCAGUGAUCAAUUAUCCUUGAAGAAAACUAGCCCGAAAGUUUUGAAGUUUGCGUGUACAGUUCAAAACGGUGUUACGGAUGUUGUGAUGUCUAAUGGAAAGAAGCUAUCAGUGUCAACAGAUAAUAGUGUUGGUAUGAAGGUGGUUAAAAGAAAUAACUCGGAUGGCACCAAUCCCAGGAAGACCAAUGGUCAUAUCUCCUUAGAGAAACUAAGUGACGGUGUUACGGAUGUUGUGAAGUCUAAUGGAAAGAAGCUAUCAGUGUCAACAGAUAAUAGUGUUGGUAUGAAGGUGGUUAAAAGAAAUAACUCUGAUGGCACCAUUCCCAGGAAGACCAAUGGUCAUAUCUCCCUAGAGAAACUAAGUGCGACAAAUAAAGUAUCAAAAUCAAAAAGAAAGCAUCAAGCAGAUGGUGUUACAUCCUCACAUCCUUCUAAGGUUUUGAAAAUUUCAAAUAGGGGUGCAAGUCUGGGAGCUAGCAAACAAGUAACUGAGGCACGGAGAAAUUCUGCUCCCAAGUCAUUGGAUUUAUGUCCUAGAUCUAAUGGAUGUGCUAGGACUUCUAUUAAUGGGUGGGAAUGGCGUAAGUGGUCUCAAAAUGCUAGUCCUGCAUCCAGAGCACGUGUGAGGGGUCUUCCACGUUCACAAAACAAGCGCAUAGAUUCUGAAAAUAAUUCAUCCCAGUUGUCAAAUGGUAAGGGUCUUUCUGCAAGAACGAAUAGGGUGAAAUUGCGUAACCUUCUUGCUGCAGCUGAGGGUGCAGAUCUUCUGAAAGUGCCUCAACUGAAGGCACGGAAAAAGCGAUUACGUUUUCAAAGGAGCAAGAUACACGACUGGGGUCUUGUUGCCUUGGAGCCAAUAGAAGCAGAGGACUUUGUGAUUGAAUAUAUUGGAGAAUUAAUUCGCUCUCGGAUAUCUGAUAUACGAGAGCUUCAAUAUGAGAAGAUGGGAAUCGGAAGCAGUUACCUCUUCAGACUCGAUGAUGGUUAUGUGGUUGAUGCUACAAAGAGAGGUGGGAUUGCAAGAUUUAUUAACCAUUCUUGUGAGCCCAACUGUUACACAAAGGUUAUAGCUGUUGAGGGUCAAAAGAAGAUUUUUAUAUAUGCAAAACGGCAUAUAAAAGCUGGUGAAGAGAUUACAUACAAUUAUAAGUUUCCCUUGGAGGACAAAAAGAUUCCCUGCAACUGUGGUUCCAAAAAGUGUCGCGGAUCAAUGAAUUAGGCAGUUAUUAAGAUCAGUACUGGUAUUCACUUACCACUGAAGAGUGGACAAUUUUUUUGCCUUAGAUUAUACUCCCAAAAUACACGUUGCAUACUGAAAAUUUGAAGACUUUUACUCUAUUUUACACUGGACUGUUGACAUCAAAUUGGAUCAGCUGCAGCAGUGAUUGCUUACCUAUACCUUUUGUAGUUAUGGAUCACCAUCGUUGAAGAUAGGCCGAACUGGAUGCUAUUGUUGACCAGCGUUGCCUACUUGUUUGGUGAUGGAAUAACGAACUUGUGCAUUCUUGUAGACGGUUGUGGCAGAGUAGCUCAAAUAGGAAAAACUGUUAGGUUGCUGAAUUGGAUUAUGCUACUGGUAUGUUUCUCUUUCUGCACCUUGUUAUAGUCAUUCAUGGCAAGUUCUUUUUAUAUGUUCUCCAGUGAUUCCACUCAAUCAACUCCUCAGCAAAUAAAGUGAGCACUAAGCAGCAGGCUAAAGGUAUUGAAAAAUGAAUUCCUGGCCAAUACCACUUCAAUUUCGGAUACACAAAAUGUUAAAAAAUGGGUUAGGAGCAGAGCAUGACCUUAGGCUUUAGGUUUGUUUUGUUGAUUGGUGGUUUCUUAUUAUGCUUUAUUUUUUUGUCUCUGAAAUUCACAUGCUCACAAAAUUACUACGACAAACUCAUUUCAAAUUGUUCUAUACUAGUUAAUCAAAUCAGUUUUUUUAUAAUUCAAAUUAUUUUUCUCUAUUAAAUUUUCCAUGAAAAUAGUGUGGAGUAAAUAACUCUAUUUUACAUGUGUUAGCGUUUACAAAAAAUGAUACUUUUGUUUUUGAUAAUAUGGUAAUUUUACAAACAAUACUGCAGCAUCUUGCAUUGUGAUUUUUCAAAGGGGAUAAAUUGAGAUACUAACAACGUUUCUUAGGGGGUUUGCAUGAAAAAACAAGUUCGUGAAUGGAAAACUUGGCAUUAAGCACGUAUAAAGUUAGGAAUACGUCACUUUGUUUUGUGCAAUUAUUUUAACAUAAUCCACCAAGUGCAACAUUAGUUCUUUUAACAUAAUCCACCAAGUGCAAUUUGAGUGUUUUUUGUUUUAGUAGCGCUAGCAAAUGGUAUACAUUUGAAAUGACAAAAAACUAUUAGACAUACAUAUUAAGCACCUUUAUGAUAAAACUAAACAUAACAUCAAAACGUAUAUAUCAAUAACAUUUCAGAAAGAAAUGUGAGGAAUAUAUGUCAAUAUGUCAUGCGGAAGGUUUAGAAGUUGGCACAUGAAAAAUUAUUGUUCAUUUGAUGAACUCCGAGUAGUAAGUGUGUUGAGUUUAAUUUAAAUGAUAUUUUAAGGUGGUGUGAUAACAAUGCAUUGGUUGACACUUGUAAAAGGAUGAGGUGUAGUUCAGUUGAUAGCUACCAUAGAUAUUAUUGCAUGUUUGAGUUUUCUUCGUUUAUCUAUUCUCUAUUUAUUGUUCCCUUACGAGAGAAAUAGACACAUGUAAAAAAUUAGUGGGAUUCAUUAGUAGGUUUCACUUAUUAAAGUGGGUCCCACUUAUUAAAGGAUAUGUAGAUGGAGCAUACCCAAACUGUUUAUUGCAGGGGUCGAGAUCCGAACAUUGAAUUUUUCACUUUAUAUUUGAAGUGAGUUUAGCCAUUAGACUAUUUCAUAAAAAAAUAAUAUCAAGGUUAAGAAGAGAAAAUGUACUAAUUUUGUGUCCGAAAGUGCUCUUCCGGACAACUUAUGCUAUUUGUAAGUAUAUACUUCUAAAAAUAUGAAACGGGUGAAAGUAGUUCUUUUAAAUAAAGGCAAGUAUGCUAAACUUGUUGGCUCACAUGGUUUAUACAUUUCCGUUCAUGACAUUGCAUGACUUGGGUUUUGAUUAUUGAAACUUUCUAUUAGCAGGCAACAUGAAAUAUGGAACGAUGAGACCCUUCUAUUGAAAAUUCUCCAGCCAUUGAACAUUAGAUAAAACAAAAACUCAAAGCAUAUAUAUGGACAUACGGAACGAUAAUAGGCAUCCUAGACCAUGGUUGCAUAUGUGUGAAAACUCUUUUCUAAAAAAUCUGUGUGUAAGUCAGACUCUGAAACAAGAGUAGAUUCCGACCAAGUUAAAGAGCAGAGUUUGCAGCGGAUAUGUUAACCAAAAGAUGGAUAACUUGGUGGUCUAUGACGCAAGAAUAAUCUUUUUUUAGGGGUCAAGACCGACAAAAGAAGUAUAAUGGAUUGAUGUUUUGCAAUUACAAUGUUCUAAAAUGUUCAUGUCCAUCAAUUUAAGUUAUUGGUACUUGUUUCUCGCUUCACUAAGACAGAGAAAGCUUAUAUGCACAUUGGUCGGAGAGCUCAUGUGAUUUUGGCAAAUAACUCCGCCUGUGUCUCAUGUGAUCUAAACACAGCCGGUCCCCAGCCCGGACAAAGGAGGAGGGUUGCAAUGCUUGUGAUUAAAUUUAAGCUUCAUUUGACUUGUUAGUUGUUGAAAAUGUCACACAUUAGAUAGGGUUCAUAUAAAUAUAAGUAAUUUACAAAAUAUAUUAGGUAUCCGUAGCUUAAUUCUUAAGAUUCAACUUGCUACAAAUGAUAUGAUUAAAAGAAUCUACUAUGAAUAUUAACUUCGUGUUUUGCUUAUUUGAAAUAUCUUUGUUAACAAGGAUGGAUCGUUGGAGAGCA